UACAUAACCUGAAAGGGUGCAGGGUUGAAGGCGCUUUGCUCCUUCCCAAAGGAGCAGAAACAAAAAAAAAAAAAUAACCUGAAAGGAAACGUUAAAGAUACGUAGUCAUCAUCCAGUGACAUAAAAAAGAAAAAUUAAUAAAUUAAAUUAAUAUUAAAGAUGCAAGAGUCGAAUAAAGAAAAUGAAAAUGAUGACGUAUUUGACCUACCAGUACAGACAUGUGGACUCUGCGAAACCAUAUGUGAUGCAGAUUACAUCAACCAACAUGAGUGUCUUCAAGGAUAUCCUAAUUAUUAUACUGACCCAAAUACUUAUUAUUUUUAUCCGAUGUGCGAAGAUGGAAGUAUUUUAAGAAGAAGUGCAAUUGAUGGUCAAGAAGUAACGGUACAAGAAAGUUUAGAAAACAUAACAAAUAAAAGAAAAAAUACAAGGAAAAAAUUAAGUAUUAUAGAAAAGCAGGAGUUGCUAGAAUUAGAAGAACAAUUAAUUUUAGAAGUACAGGCACGCGAAGCAUUAUGGAAUCCACAGUUGGAUUUGUCACUCCGUAGCAGAAAAGCAACGGCACAAUAAUUAUGGAAAGAAAUUUCUGAAGCAUUAAAUGGAAAACUGUCGGACAAAGAAGCAAAAACAAAGUUUAAAUCCCUGCAUGAUACAUACAGAAGAAUUGUUAGCAAUGAAUCGUUGGCUAGUGGUUCAGAAAGACCUGCUAAAAUGAGCAAAUGGCAACACUACGAUAAUUUAUCGUUUUUGCGUGACUCAUGCCUACAAAAACAAACAAAAUCAAAUGUAUCAUGCAGCGUAGAUAGUAAUGAUGUACAGCAAUAAGACUCAAUUCUCAGUUCUACAGAUGUGGAACAAAAUAGACAAGAAA
Molecule: messenger RNA, 871 nt
Organism: Temnothorax curvispinosus
Lineage: Eukaryota; Metazoa; Arthropoda; Insecta; Hymenoptera; Formicidae
Exons: 5
Coding region: 160-570 (136 amino acids)
Source: RefSeq, a predicted model, not a curated record